Molecule: messenger RNA, 621 nt
Organism: Desarmillaria tabescens
Lineage: Eukaryota; Fungi; Basidiomycota; Agaricomycetes; Agaricales; Physalacriaceae
Exons: 6
Coding region: 1-621 (206 amino acids)
Source: RefSeq, a predicted model, not a curated record
AUGACCGACGGCACGAAUCCGAAAUUGAUGACGAUAGCGACUACCAGGGACAAGGCUCGAAUGGUGCUCAAGGCACUGAAGGCCUCGGUCUCCUCCCCAAGUACGAUAUCUUCGCUCUCUGCCCGCUCAUUGUCCUUGAAGAUGUCAGCUGAAGGGCAGUCAACGGAGAGGCCUUCACGCCGCGAAGGAGGUGUGAGGGCAUCUGCCCUCGUUGCGUUGAUUUCAAUCGGUGCCUACGGCUCUUCGCGACUAGUCAUGCUUGAAUUGAUCCCUUUAACUUGGGAUGGUUUCCAGCGUGCCGUGUUCCAUCGACUGACCUCGACGUGUUUCGUCGUGGAUAUGGCGCAUAUAUCCACGUUAGCUGCAGAAAUUGGUUCAGUUGUAUUACUAGCUACAUCGAGAUUUGAAACAGCACAAUACAUCAGUUUAAUUCUCUUUUUACCAAUGCUAGCACGCAAACUUGUGUCGCUGUUUGAGUGGGACAAUUUUCUACAAACUUGCAUACUUUCCCAUGACAGCAUGGUUUGCCAUCACGAGUUUCGCGUUUUCCCUCGGAAGGGAGAAGAUUUACAGUCAGGGUGGUUUCGAGAAGUCGUUCUGAUCCGCAGAGAAUCGUUCUGA